AGUGGCAAACAACCUGUAUGGAUAAUAGAAAGGUCUAGAAAGACCGUUCUAUUAUCCAUGCAAACAAUGAAACAUGGCGAAAUCCAGCAUCCCGAGAGAAGCAUUGGAGGAAAUGAUAGAACUGCUCCUGGGAAAUGGAGGAGAAUUAGAACUCGAGAGUCUAGUACGGCAACUCAGUUCACACAACCGUCGUUUGGUGUCAGAUUUCGGAGAGCUGGAUUUCGUGACAAGCUUUAAGUCCAAAUCGAAAGUAAUGGUUAAGUUAGAUAUCCCGCUCAAGUUUUGUAGUCAAGUUGAAGAGGAGGGCGGAUGUGUUUCAAAAGGAUGCAUUGCUCUUCAUUUAUGCCCCUACUUUAUCAAGGGAAAAUGCAGUUUCAACUUAAAGUGCAAAAGAUCUCACAAUUAUGGUGACCAACAUACAGUUGGUAUUCUAAAUCACUUCCGCCUCGGUUUCUUAACUAAGGUUCCUUCCUCUUCUCUCUUGCAAAAGAUUUUGCGAAUGAUCGUGGAUCAAAGCGAACUACAACGAACUGCUGCCAAACGAUCUGUUCCAGACAUCUGUAGAUACUAUAACAACAAAGCAACCUGCCAGAAAGAGGACAUUUGUCCCUACUUGCACGUGUGUAAACAUUUCAUUGAUGAUCAUUGCAGUUUUAACGAUCGCUGUAUAAGGGAUCAUAAUUUCUCUGCCCCGCACAACAGAAAAGUGCUUGAAGGAUAUGGCAUGGAUGGAAUCAGUGAUCUGGAAGUGCUUCAGCACUUGAAAGGCAGGGAAAUAAAGCGUAAUGUCAGUGGAAUUUCUGACGUUGAAAAGCCUGAUAAAGUAUUUCCCAAAGCAGUAACUCCUGUUGUCCCGGUUCCCACAAACAAAGCAAAGGAUGAAAAGGAAAAGGACAAUGAAAUAUGUGGAUUUAAUCUGCGUGGCAAGUGUAACUAUGGUGACAACUGUAUCCAUCGUCACACAGAGCUACCUUACUUGUGGGAAUUUUCUGUACAUGGCGAAAAGUGGGAGAGCUUUUCAAGUGAUCUAAAUACAAUGCUAGAGCAAACCUACUAUGAUGUUAACAAAGGUAGCUGUACAGUUAUGAUCAGAGGAAUUCUUCAUAGUGUUAAGUUUGAUGGUAUGACUGCUGAACCAGUUUUACCAGAUGAUGGUAAGUAUCUCCCAUUUGAAAGUUACAAACAACAUUAGGUUUGACAGCUGAGAGGUACUGCCACAUAUGGGCUAUACUGGCAUGUGCAGCUGCUUUGUGAGGUAUAGUUUUCUUAAAGUAGUUUAGUCUGGGGUAUAGCAGGGCUUUCAUUAAGAGGUGGGAGCGGGAUUUCCCCAGGCUACUAUUAACAUGGCCCCCAGCUACUUUUAAAGGAAAAAGUAGAACCAUAAGAAAUCCCUAGCUGACUGAUUCCCUGCCUACUUGUUGUAUUUUCCCGGCAACUUGAAAUCUUGGUGACAAUCCUGAUAUAGGGUAUAGAAAUCAGAGAGUUUGGGUCUAGAAUAGUGUAUCAAUAUUCUGGAAAACUGAUUAUAGUAAUAGUCUAGACUAAUAAGAAACUACAAAUUGGUACUAAAACUUAAAUUGGCAAAUUUAAAUUUACCCACAACUCGGUAAGCUUUGUUUUUACUGAACUGGGCUGGUGUCCUUAGUAGUGUCUAGAAGAUAGUGACUUAUGAAAGUUUGGUUUAGUACAGGGAAGCAAAAUUAGCUAAACUGUUCCUAAAGUACCCCACCUGGGUUUUGAAACAUGUACAUAGUGUGUUAUUAAGACAAAAUCUGACAUGCAAACUGGGCUCAAAGAGUUUACAUGCACUGAGAAAUAGGGAAGAGGGACUUUUUAAACUGCAGUAUAGAACUAGGUAGUAGCAGUAGCAACAGUAGAAGUAGCAGGGUCCAAAAGUAGUAGUAGUAAUACCUGGAGGGAGGGGGGUACUGUAGGAAUUUUUGGGUAGGGAUGUGCCACUGGGACCUUGGAACCCUCAGCCUAUACCACAGCUCGUUCAAGUGAAUUUUGCUACCCUAUACUACACUAAACUCCCAAAAUCCCUCCCUCCCCAUCCUAGAGUAGCUGUUUUUCCAGAAGCUACUGAGGUCACAAAAAACACAGUCCAGCCAAAACAAAUCCAAUUUGAUUUUUUCGUAUUUUUAAGUGGCAAUUCCCGGUACGGUUUCCCUAGUUUAGACUAAAAUCUUCAACCAAUUGAUCAGUUUCCUGGAAAAUGAUACCCUAUUCUAGACCUUAACUCUCUGAUUUAUAUACCCUAUCCCAGAGUAAACUGCUUGAAAACCAUACCCUUCACAGCGGCACAUACCUAUAUAGCUUAUAUAUGGCAGUACCCCCCAGGUAGUAAUAUUAGUAACUAUUAGUGAAAAAAUAUGUUUAAGCAGCUGCAACUUAAAAGUGAAUGCUUAGAAGAUCUCUGAGAGAACAGAGGGUCGCCCCAUGUAUGGGAAUCCAGGACAGUCUAGGAUUCUGGAUUCCACGCCAGUGGCAAAUCCGGGGGGAGGAUCCACAGGGUCCAGACCCUCCUAUAAGAAGCAAAAUUUUCCCGGAUUCAGGAUUCCCUUACAUGAGGUGAAGAGGGAUUUACAGAACGAUAAAUAGUGAAGAUAUAUUCCUUUCUCUAUCAGCUGUGAAUUGGACGUCUCCUAAGAUUCAACGACUGUCUACUGUAUCAUGGGUGGUUGCAGCAGCAGGCCAUGUUUUUAGCACUAGGUGGCAUUGGUACUGGCAAGAUGAAAACAACGAGUGGCAGUUAUAUGGCACACCAACUGAUGGACACGCAGCCAGCACCACCAACAGCCAACGUCUUGAGAGCGAAUACAUGGCAGGUAAGAAAUCUGCCUCUCCUCUAAUUUUACCCUAAUCAGUUGCUUGUAUGUCAUAUAAAUUUCAAACUUUUUGUCCAUUUGGGGGAUAAUUUCAGCAGACCAUGCCAUGCAUAGUGGAUGAAUGUUUGAUUUCAGAUCCUACUCAAACACAUCCACAGCUGAGAUAUAAUAAAAAAUGUAUACCUUACCAGCAUUGUUUUAUUGUGGAAGUUCUGCACUACAGUAAAAACCUGCAUAUAAGAACCUAAAGAUUUAAGAACUUACAGGCAGAAAUUUGGCAUUUUCAUACUCAAGUUUAUAAGAACCUGUUCAGCCUGCAGAGGAAAAGAGGUUCUUAUACAAAAGAUCACCCCAAUUUCAAUGAUCAAAAUUCUGAAUGUUAACUUUAUGUGAAACCUCUAACAAUAUGUAAUCAUGUAUAUGCCUUAUUUAAUUAUUUCAAUUAACAUGAUGUGCGCAAUUAUAUAAAUGGCCUAAUUAAUGUUUUGUUCGGCAUGUUAUUGUUUAGUCAGCACACAUUCUGACUAUUAUUAUUUAGCUUGGCAGCAUAUGCUUGUUGUUUAAACUAGUUAUAAACCAUUAUGUACUAGUAGUGUAAUAUUUCUGUGAAUGACUAUGCUACAACUAUCUUUGAAAAAUUAAGAACUUCCUAAGAACCUAAUCAGCCUGAUUUGUCAAAAAGUACCCUGAAAUAUAAGAAACAGCUGUAAUUCAUCCUGAUAACGAAAAUUCUAGGUUCUUUAUAUGAGAGUUUUUACUGUAUUAUAUUAUUUAGUUAGAGAAAUUAUUAUUAUUUUUCCUUUGUACCUUGAUCUUUUCCUUCUGAUUUUUUUGUUUUUUUAUUCUAUUAUUUGUCAUCCAAUAAAAAUAAAUUAAGUCUGCAUCUUACAGCAUGGUAUCAAAUUUGUUCAGUGAGAGGCAAGAGGUGGCCCAUGGGGAGAGGCCUGGAAGAUCCACAUCACCCCCCUUUGAAAACAAACCCAAGACCACAGGACCAAAAACAAAAUUCCUGUCCAGCCCUUUCCCCUCCAGGCUUGGUCUCAGGAGAUUCCUGGGAGCAUUAGAACAACCAUGGCUAGAAACUGAUGAGCCUGUAUUCACCCUCCUAACCCUCAUGUCAUGGUCUAGAAUAAUAAGAGGGCCCCUAGUUACCUUAAGUUCUUGAUCUGCUGUCAUCUCAGUAGCGGAUCCAGCGGGCGGGUCCGGGGAGUCCGGAUCCCCCUAUCAGACCUGACGCUUGUUUGCAACUGAAUUUCUUACAUCGACGGGAUGGUAUAUCACUUUUUAACUGGCUGAUUUUUUAAAAAAUGAAAUGCGCGUUGCAUUGUGGCACUAAACUAAAUUCCAGUGAUAUUAAAAAAUGUAACUGGUUUUGGAUACCCUCCUAUGGUCUGUUCGUCUCUGCUCACAAAGCAGUAUUUCCCGAGCCAACGGCAACCAGCGUUCACCGAUUGAGUAAGAUGUGGUCGUCUCUAAAAAAUUCGUGGAUCUACCCCUGCGUCCGGCUCUAAUUGGCAACAAAAAACGAUUUCUUUCUUUCUUUUGUAAUCUUUAAUUUAUGUUUUUCCUUCAGAAAUGAAAAGAUCAAAAGAACAAUUUAAUUCAUUCCAGCUUUUCUUCUUCUUAGAGAAGGACUGUCACUCCUUCAGUGCCUCUCAUCACCGUUACACUCUUUACUUCAAAGGAUGGUAUCAACAAAAUGAUGUUCAUAAAACCAAAAGGCCAGUUAGAAGGAGGCCUGCUGACUUCGUGACCAAACAGAAUAUGAAAGAUAUUGCUCAGCGGUACUGAACAUUAAAGCUGUUAAAUUAAAACUGUUUAUAUAAGUACGAUCCUGUUUUAAGGUUUCGUCUGGGCAAAGUAAUUCAAGGAAGUUUUGGAUUCUUGAUUCCACUGAUUCUUUGUUGAUGGAACUUGGAUUCCGGAAUGCAAUCGUUUUGCAAUACGGAGUAUCCCCCUGCGGCUGAAUUCCAGAUUCCAAAUCCUAGGGGCUCGGAUUCCCCAAAGAAAAGUUUUGGAUUCCAGAUUUCAAUCGUUAAUGGGAUUCUGGAAUCGUAGAGCUGAAUUCCGGAUUCCACUAGCCUGCCAGUCUAGAUUCCACGAGCAAAACUUGUGCAGGGACCCGGUAUCUUGAUCAACUCAUUGGCAUUACAUGAGGCGUUAAGCAUUCAAAAAUAAAAAGAUGACACAACCCAUUAGGGAAAAUCUGUCGCUAAACAUGUCAAGUUGGAAAGUGGUACGUCUUAAGCGGGCGAAAACUGGCAAAGUUGCGAAAAUUUACACAACCCAUCAUCCAAAGGCCUGUAAAUUUAAUUUGCGGAGCUAUACCUUCCCACGCUUAAGACGUAUCACCCUCAAACUUGGCAAGCUUACUAAUUCUAAUUCUCUUUCUUGUGAUGUCGACGGAUUUUCCCUAACAUGUCCAUAUCAAUCACAGCACUCAGAGAUCGCCGGUGCAACGCCGCUGCGAUAAUGUGCGAUCGUGAUUGUAACGCCCGGAUCGCAACUCGGAUACUGAGAUGACGGAUUUGACUUUUAAUUACUAAAUCAAGUUUGCGAUCACCGCGCUUCCAUAAGUAAAAUGUCAUUGCGAUCGCAUCUUUUUGCGCCUCGGUCGUAAUGCCCUGCGAGCAGAGGUUUCUCUUUUCCUAUUUCAUCCCCUUUUAGCCUUUUUCCUCACUGCAGUGCCUGGUCACUGGCUAGCUUUUCUCUUGCAUGGCUUUUAGCGUUUACGAAGUCAUUCGCGUCACUUGUUUGUUGCGUAGACAAGCCACGCGAACGACUUUGUAAAAGCUAAAAGCCAUGCAAGAGAGAAACCUCUGCUCCUAGUCUACAGUCGUACUGGCAUUAUGGAAGUGUAAGCAAAAGAGUAGGACGACUUUGUUUUUACGCUUUAAACGUUGCUUAACUUAAGUACUCCUCUUGUCAUUUAUUUAAUCAGGCGUAGAGUAACUGCCUUGGACAGUGCAAAAUCAAGUUCAGCGUCACCAGAACUUGAUGGUAUACCAUCUCACUGGCGUCCGCUGUCUGAUGGUGAAGACUUUUCAUGUGUAAAACUGAAGACCAUAUCUGACGAAUACAAGGGGACAGAAAAGAAAUUUCAGGAUACCAUGAAACGACGUCGUAUGAUUAUCAAGAUAGAGCGAGUGCAAAACCCAGAUUUAUGGACACGAUACACCCAGUAUGUGAUUUAUGUUAUUCCUUCUACUGAAAAAUCUAUUCAAUCUCCCCCGACUAGAGAAGAGUAGGGAUGACGUCACAAAAACUAAAUUUGGAAGAUUAUGAGAUUGGUUGGCAUAUCCAGAAAGAACAAGAUGAAAAAUGUGGCAGUUGCUAAAAAUCAGCCUGUUGGUGGAGAUAUAAGCAAUGUUGUUAUAAAGCUGGAAAUUUCUUCUCAACAGCGCGCGGUCUCAUUGGUUACUUCGAUGUAGCAUCACAUCUAACAAUGAAACUGUUUCCCGCCAAAAUCUCUGAGCGGGCAACAUUGCAAAAAAUCUAUGACGUCAGAGGGUAACAAUGCAAUGUUACCGCGAACGUUGAGCGAUGACCACCGUUACAGCGAGGUUUAAUGAAUUUCCAGCUUCAAAGUUUCCAGUUAUAUAAUAAAUCACUUAAAGACUAGUCCCUCGGGAAACAGUAAAUUUUGUUUCCCUCUUGUCCAGUCAUUAAGCGUUUAUUAUGCUCUGAUGACUCCAUACAACUCCUCUUAAACAGGCCUGGCUUGUUAAUGUUAAGAUCCAAAUCAAUUUUAGAAGGAUUUGUACGGAGUCAUCAGAGCAAACCGGUGCUUAUAUCUCCUCAUCAAUUUGCUCUGACGGGCUGACUUUUGACAAAGGGGCCUUUUUCAUCUCUUCAAUAAUUUCACAAAUUUGAUUUUUUGUGACAUCACACUUCUCUUCUCUAUAUUUGCUGUAAUAACAGCGGUCGUGACUCCUAUUAAGGCCAUUCUUUGGAAAGUCAGUUGAAAGCAGGGGAAUAUAAUAUUGAAUUCAAAGUAUUUUUGAUAGGCGAAUGGUCGACUAUCCGAGUUGUUAAUCAAAAGGGAGUAUCCUUGGAUUUUGAAAAUGCUACAAUUCGCUGGAUGUGCCUUUUAACAGUCCUUUAAGGUGGAAAGUGGACAAACCGUUACUGCAUUAGCCACUGCUGAAUUGAUACACAAAAAGCUAUGGUUUCUGCAAAUUCAGCAAAUUGCCAACUCUGAAACUUUGGCUUAAAUUUCCCGAAACGAGCAGGUUGUCAUUAAAAGUUUGCCAAUGUUUUUUCAAUGAAUUUGACAGUUAUUUCCUCUGUUUCCUUGUGCGCAUGUCAUGUAAUCCUCGAACGGCAACUUUCUCAUGUUACGACAAGCUCGUCAACCUAUUCGAGGACGUCUUCAGAGAAAAUGAGUGUGAUAUUGAGAGGUAUCAAAAUUGUUUAGGCAUUCUCCUCAAAUGGGACAACUUCGAAGAACAAAUCAAUCCAGUCCACGCCCGUCCCUCUCUUCUCCAUUCAAAUUUGGGGCGUUUGUUGUUUUUUAUAUGAAGCUCGAACAGCGGCACAACAUUGUAUGGAAGGGCUUAGGGGUAUGGGGGAAUGAAAGCUGUAUUUCCCCCUUUUUCAAGUUGGAGAAACGUCAGAGAGACCUUUCAGGACAAAGUGUCUCAACUAAUUUUGUCGCCGAUUCUAGCUCAGAUAGUGACCCUGCUGGGUUGGGAGAAAAUACCCUGAUCUCAAACCUAAAUUGCGCUUUAUGCUAGUUCAACGUUGCCUAAUGCCUGUAUGGCGUCGUCCCAUGCCUUCUUGGUCAGUGCAUUUCGGUGACGUAUCCGAGACGAACGGCUGGGGGACUCAGAAACUCGCUCAGACUACGUGACCCGAAAAGCAUCGGCCGCGCGCAGUUAUGAGGCCUAGCGACUAGGCAAAGUUAAACAACCUAAGACCAAACCCUUGUUUUCCUUUUUAGGGAAAAAGGUCGCAUGGCCAAAAAGGCUGGCAAAGAACCUGAAGAAAGGCAGCUGUUCCACGGAACCAAAUCCGACACUGUCGACGCCAUCUGCCAGCAGGGUUUUGACUGGCGAAUGUGUGGCAAGCACGGCACAAAGUAUGGAAAGGGAAGUUAUUUCGCUUGUAAGGCCAAAUAUUCCCAUCGCUACUCCUCGAUUCAGGUUACAUCUAGGAGUUACAAACAAAUGUUCUUGGCUAGAGUAUUGGUUGGUUCUUACACCAAUGGUGAUAGCGAACUGACUCGUCCACCAGCCAAACACCCUUCUACCCCUCACGUUUUGUUUGACUCCUGUUGUGAUAACAAAACCAACCCCUCCUUGUUUGUUGUCUUUGAAAAUGGCCAGUCGUACCCAGAGUUUUUAAUCACUUAUAUGUAAGUUGCCAGUGAUAUUUAGAAAUCCCCUGGCCAAACCCCUCUCCCCCCCCCCCUUCCCCUCCCCGAGACCGAAUCUUUGUUAAUAUUUCAACUGCAAUAUUUGGAACCCCGCCUUACGACCACCCCGUUUAUAAGACCACCUCGUUAUUACGGCCAUAUUCUUUCAAACCAAACGUAACAACCAUUGAGUCAUUUUAUUAUUUUGAAGACCCCGUUAAUGUGACCCUUGCUCGUUAUUACGACCAGGAUUUUAUGACCAAACGGUGGUCGCAUUAUCGGGGUUUCACUGUAUAUGUAUAUUUUGGAAAGCGACUGUGAAAUCAACUUGAGAGCCUGCUUGUCGGCUAUGACUUUUGAGUAGCGUUGUACCUGUAUAUAACACCAAUACGGAUACUGACCAGUAGGGUCCCCAAUAAGUUUUUCGGGUUGCGGGAUUUUCUUUAUUUGAGGCUCGGGAUUCGGGAUUUUAAAGCAAAACCGGGGGGAGAUUCGGGAUUGAAAGUAUUUACGGGAGUUGGGAUGCCACAAAUAAUACAGAAGAACCUCGAUAACUCGAACUCCUGGGGAGCGAAUCAACUCCCAUUUCGCUUGAAUUUCACCUCACUUUUCAGUCCUUUAUACUCGGUUAACUAGUACUCCUCGCUAACUCGAACUAAAUUUCCUUUACCUUGAUCAAAAUUUCACUAAAAUUUACCCCGAUAACUCGAAUUCUGGUUCUUGUAACUCCACUCGGAUUCCAUUUCAUUAGCUCUUCUUGUUGUAUAGUCAGUAAAACCACUAAUACUCAGAAUAGUAACACUAUAGCAAUUUUAUUUUGAUUGGUGCAACGAACAGAUCACGAUUUAUCACGUAAAGCACAAUGACGUCACCGGUUGUGAUCAAAUAAGCUAAAUUUGCGAUGUACUAUACACUGAAGUGCUGAAAUAUCAGUGACUAUUCUUUUGGCGGUUAUCGAUCAAGGUUGAUUAUAAGUUUUGCGGAGAGAACUGUAAAAAUUGGCAUUUUUUUAUUUGCUUAUAGGAAUAGGUGAAAUUUUAUAAUAUAUGCAAAGAACAGCGCGCAUGUUUUCAAUUUUUUCUUUAUAAUUGUAGAGUUUCAGGACCCUUUUUGGGGUUAAAAAAGUUUGAUAGUGUUAUAAAAAAAGAUAAGUUUUUAAAAGAGGUUGAAAACCUCUCUAAAUAAUUUAUCUCUGUCAUUUUUAACAAUGUCUUUAAUUUUUCACUCAUCUGUUAUUUACAAAAAUAACCAGUCUUCACAGACACACACAAAAAAAACAAACAGAGCUGGAAAGAUGUCAUUGCGCUGAAACAACAACUAGAAAAAUGGGCGUAACUGAUUUUUAAGUACGAUGGAAUGACUUAUCUCCUUAGAUCGUUGAUGAGGCAUUGCGGGUACAUUCCAAUAAUCGGAUUCCAGAAUCAUAACAAUAUAAUGAACAGAUUUUUGUGCAAAUCUCUUCGAUCCAAAUUUUUGGGCCAUUGGUGUGAUACAUCCAUCAUGAUUUUUAAUUUCCACCAGAUUUCUGGAUUUUACCAUGCAAUAAAUGCGAAAACAAGUGAUUUUAGAGUUUAAGCCAUUUAAUGUUAUUCUGGAAUAUGGUCAAUCGAACGUGCUCCUUGACCUGAAGUUUCAUUUGGCAUAUCCUUGUUGCUAGCUCCGGACGCCACUUUCCGGUUCUUGUUCACUAACACGAAUCUGUACGAGUUCUCGGAGUAUGAUUACGUCAGUAACUCUUCGUUCUUGUAUGCUACUAGGAACACAUCAAUCUUGCUACCUUACUAGUUCUUCGAAAAGUCCACUGCGAAAGUGUCUUCCGGAAUGCUAUUUUUUCUCGUAAAGGUAUGCCAUCCAAUACUUUUGAUUUUCGUCCAGACUAAAAGCAAAUAUUAGUAGUAUAGGGCGCACCGAAUUGUCCAUUUUUUGGGUUGGUCCAUUUUUUGGUUGCGAGUGUCCUUUUCUUCCUGCAUUUAUUAUCCACUGAAAACGCAACUUAGUGUGGGUUUAAGCAAGCUAUAUAAUAAACAAUUUUGUGACAUCCGGAAUAGUCAAGGUCGAGGUAAGUGUUUUCAGCCAAACCGAAGGCCGAGGCUGAUAACACUCACCGAGAUCUUGAUUAUUUAGGAUAUCACAGAAACCGAAUCUAAUGAUUGUUUUAUUAUACAUUGUUUGGAAGAAAAUAACGACAUACAUACCUUCGCAAGGAACCUGAACUGAUACUGUUAUUAAAAAUCACUCUUUGCGCGCGCAACUUACAGAUUAGUCAGUUGUCUGCUAGCAGAUAAUUAACUUAUCUGCAGGCUGCGCUGAUUUUCAAAAUUAGCUGUAGGCUGAUAGCCAAUGAGAAGACAGAUAGUGAUUACAAUGUAUAAUAACAAAAUAUUCACUGCUUAAGACUCCUAUUUCAGAAAGAGAUUAUUCGGUGCCUCCUAAACUGCUAUUGUUCUUACAAACACAUGGAAUAAAGCAUGUGUAAAAAUCAAAAUAAAGGUAAUUAUCAGCCUUUAUAAAAACAAAAACAAAAAAACGAAGAAAAGGAAAAAACAAGAAACGAAACAAAACCACAUCGACAUGGUAAAGCCAAGUGUAUAAAACAGUAACUUUCCAUUACAGUGGUAAAAAAAAAAAACCUUAAGGGCAUAUUAAAAUAAGAGAGUCAUUUUUUAGAUUUUUAAACGAUACAAUAUAACCUUGAUUUGUAAUUACUAAGGGGCUUUCCAGGUGUCUUGAAAACGUGGCAGUUAUUGUAGUUUACAGGCAAACUUAGGACGUUACGAUCCGACAACGGCGAUGCCAAUAACACGUCGCAUCUUUAAAACGUUUUCGCGAUUAUUCCAUGUCACCCAGUUACACAAGAAGGUAAAUUGGCUAGGUUGGAGCUUAAGUAGGGAACCACGCGCUCGUCCGAGUGCGGACACGGACAGCAAUCACGCUUUUUUGUACAUUUCUCUACUGUCGUUUCGCGACUACAACGUCAGUGCUUAUUUUCACGUUUUUGUCGAGGACGAGAACACAAGAUAAGACAACAACUUUCUUUUUCUUUUCCUGAACUUUGAUACAGUCCUUUAGAAUUCAACUCCAAAAAAAUUUGCCAACAUUUGACGAAUUAAACGAGAUGGAAUAAGUGCGAUAAAGUUUGAAGCAGCGCAAAUUCACUUUUUAAGGGCCUGUUUACAUGAACGUGGGGGACCCCAGGUAGGUGAAGUAACAUUUGGCGGGUCACCCCACCUAACAUGUAAACGUGAUCACAUUAAAAUGAGAGAUUAUAUGGACAGGCGGGUUACCCCACCUGAGCGGGUUACCUCGCCUACCUGGAGUCCCCCACCUUCAUGUAAACAUGCCCAGAGUGUCGUUUUCGUAGCCGCUGCUGUCGUUGUUGCUUAAGAAUUUUCAGAUCAAUAUAAGAUUGUAGGGAUCUUUCCACUAACCCCUUCCUUCACUCAGAAUUUUUUCCUUACUGAGACGUUGACUUAGUUGAAGGGUAGGUGGGCUGUUUGUCAGAAUGUUACAUUGAUCCUGAUUUUGUUAACCGCUUGCCUUAACUGAGUACAUCUUUAGUUUAUGUUCUAACAUUUAUCCUUCAAAAUUAUAUUUAUUUUGAAGAAUAAACAUUAGAGCAUAAACUAAGGAUGUGCGCACUGUCAAAACGUUGUUUCCAAAACUUUUUACUAUAACUCUUUUUAUGACUAUAAGAUCCAUAAUAGUUUUAGCAGUAGUCAGUCAGUACUCAGCCAUUUGGUUAAUGCUUUAGGAUUUUUAGCUGUAAGUUAAAAAAUAGCGUGGAAUGAAAUAAAAUAAUGAUUUAGUCGUAAGACGUGUACUUAGUGGUCCUUAGUGGUUCUGCGUUCCCCGUAUGAUAUGAGUGUGGAAAUGCUUAUUUCCGAGUAGAGAGGCCACAGCUGAAGCGAACUGACCUUCGAACAAAAAACUACUUGUAAACCAAGGAAGAACCAACCACAAGCUGGUUAAUCGUCUUUGCCGAAAAUAUCGUGGUUUUAGAUGUGUGGCAUUUGAGUAGUGCUUCAUGAAAAACUUGAUCGUUGCAUAAUAUUUGUUCUUUUUAGGACUUGUCCAGGCAAUGCAUCUGAGCCGGGCUCACUGCAAAUGUGCGUAGAAUCGGAUUUUUACACUGCCAUAUUUGCUGGCAAAUGCUGUUGUGUUAACAUUGGACGGUUCACCCUUCAGUAACUGCCAUUUUUGUUCAAGAGAUGGCCUUCUACUCGCCAUUUAAGAAGCGAAAAGUAGACUGGACCUUGUAAUCUUUUGCAAAAACCUUUUGGCCUCACACCUUCCGGCUUCCUUCUCGUUUUCUUCUCGGCGUCCGCUAUUUGUGGGCCUGCGAGAGUAGCCUGCAUAGCAAGCGUUUUGUGGUUUCGGAGCAAUGAAAUCCCGCGAGAAAUAUGGGGCAAUCAAAAGAGGCGAAGGGGAAGGCUCAACAAAAUAGAUUAAUGAAAGAAAGCGCAAGCUCGUUCCCAACUGCCCUAAUCAAAAAGUCACUGCGAUACACAGUGAAAACUUGUGGUCAGGGUGGAUUAAUGUAAUAUUCGCGCAAGCUCGUUCCCAAGUGCCCUAGCCUAAUCAAACAGCAACAGCAUGGCAAAGCAAGAAAGCAAAGAAGGCCCUUUCCGUUCUGCAAGUCACUACGACUCACAGUGAAAACUUGUAAAAGUGCUUUUCACGCGAACAGACUAGUUGCGCGAGCUGUUACUUGUCUGUGACGUAAUAUUUUCUAAUAAGCAUUUGAAACGAAAACCAACUGAAGAGGCCCUUUUUUCCUCCCGCCUUUAAAAGAAUUUUAUAAUAUUUAGAAAAAUGAAACUGAAGGAAAGGUUGCGAAAGUGAAAAAAAGUGAAACUGUAGUACCAGGUGACACGUGACAGGAAACGCGGCUGUCAUGGAGUUAUUGGCGGGAAACUUUGAUAAAGAAAUGAGAAAUGGCGGCCACCUCUCCAUCAUUUUGCGAGACGUCGGCGUUUAACAAGAGCUUAAAAGGUGAGAUACGCGAAUUCCUGUUCAGAUUAUAUCUUAAGAAGAUACGAUUUUAAUUGUUAAAAACAUUUCUUGUGUUUGUCCUCAUGUUCAGCUGUCAAAAGUCAUAAAAUUUUCAGGAUUUUCACCAAAUGCGGUUUCGGCGCCGGCGUCAAGCGACUUAUAGCUUUUUCUACGAGAUUUCUGCUUUGCAUAAGCCUACGCUCUAUUCAUUUAUCCUUGGGGUUGAAUUCUCUGGAAACCAGUACAACUUAACAGUGUUACAACAGUGUUAGUACGUUGGCUCCACUUGUUGCUACAUGCAUAUUAUUAGCUUACGCAGUUUACAAUGCGAAUGCAACUGGCCAUUAAACGUUUGCUUUGAGAAUAUGCCGAUUGAAAAUUCGUGUUACUUAUUUACCCGAAACCAACGGUGUACUGAUUUUCUAGAAAACAAAGAUAUCCUCUCGAAACAUUUUUAAUGGCUUCUCUAAUGUUUCUGCAAGUAGUUCAGACUGAGUUUAUCUUUAUCACGAAAGACUAGCCAUCGAUCAACGCUUUAUUCUAGUUUAACUUAAGAGUUGUUUACAAGUACGUUUUUCAUUCUUAACAGGCUCUUAUGGCUUCAGUUCAUAGGUCUUGAAGCUCGUUUAUUAUUGCAAUAUUUGAAAUUUCUGAUAACACCUACAAAUGUCACAUGUGACAAAUGUGAAAUGUUGAUUGUCAAGUAGCAACGAGUCUCGAUUGUUUAAAAUUUUUAUUAGGCCUAUUUGUGUUUUCUGAUGCAGGUUUCAUGCAUUAACUGUUUUUAUUAUAUAAACACUAAUGAAAUACCCAGUGAGCUUUCACAUGUAAGAAUAACAUGUUAUCUUUACAUGUGAAAAAAUAUCACCGUUGCUAUGGCUUCAUAAUAAACCGCACCUUUCAGACCAAAAAACUAAUUAAGUAAAAUCAGAAACAUAUAACCCCGAACGGGGUUAUAUGCUUCUGGUAAAAUGGUUUGGUAUUUCAUUGGUGUUUAUAUAAUACAUGGUCACUUGGAGAUACGAAAUUUCUCUUCUCCUGUUGAAAAACACAUUUCACUCGUUUGUAAAUAUUUUUCAACACUCGAAGAGAAAUUUCGUAUCUCCGCGCGGCCAUGUAAAAUCCUCUAUUUAUCCACAUUUUUUUCAGAAAAACGUAAAAACAAAGGUUCCAAAGCCAAAGAAGAGAUCUUGAAAUCAAAGAGUAAAUCAAGAAGCAAAGUUUUCAAGGUCUGCAAGGUAAGGAAAAAUUGUUAAACAUGGCUUUCUUUCUAAGGCCAUGCAAUAAAAGGGUUUCACAUGAAGGAAUACGUAGAACUUGGACAACAUUAUGUUACUAAGUAUUAGCUCCAUGAAUUUGUUUUUAUUUUUUUGUUACAGCAUUAUGUUAGUGUUAGUGGUAUUGAAUAUUUAACAAUUAUUCAUUAAGCCCGAAUGGGCCCUGAGUCAAAAGCCCAUGAGGCCGAAGGCCAAAUGGGCGAUUGACUCUGAGGCCAUGAGGGCGAGAGGAAUAAUUGUAUUAGUAAAAUCCAACCAGUUGGUCAAAAAAUAUCGAGACAAAACAACUUUAGCUAGUUAAAGCUAGACUUUAAGCCUUUUUUGCCGCCAAAAAGCCAGCACUUUGUGCUAUUAGUGGGCUAUAACAUAUAGCCUAGUAGUAGCUCAACCAAUCAGAAUGCAGCAUUAAUAAUAGACCACUAGUUAGAUUUUACUAAAUUUAAUAUAUAACAUCAUUGUAAUUGGUUAUUGUGACAAUGUAACUAAGUAUGCUACAUGAAUAUUUGGACCAUUUUUGGGAGGAAAGCAGUUCUUCAGAGGCCUUGUGAAUAUUUUUCCUGUUUGUUUUGUUAAACAGUUGGACAUAUGCAUUAUUGACCAAGCUUGAAGACAUGAUGGCUUUUUAUUAGCCAAAUAAUUUCUUUCCAGCCAAUAAAGACGCACAAAGGAUCAAGGUCAAUAUACAACCACCUUGCUUGGUUAUUAAAGGAUUUGUUAUUUAGCCAAAAAAGACUUUUUUCUUGUGUGCUCAACACUGCCGAGUGGCUAAGGUGGAAUGCAGGAUUCACUUCAUUUUGCCUGCUUGUGAAUUCAGCCUUAUCAUAAAUUAGCCCUAUAGUACAAAGUGUAAAAUCAGUUAAUGCCAAUAUUAACUUAACUGAAUUUUCUAACUUUUUUACAUCUUCUUUACAUUUCGUAUGAUAGAAUAGUUCUACAGAGCUUUCUUACUCUAAGUCCUUGGCAACAAGUACACAAGAGCCAGUGUGGGAUACUGAGUACAGUGAGGAACUGAAUGUACCAGUUCCAGAUCUCUAUCCUGAGUUGUCAGAAUCCUUACAAAACAUGCAAGAAAGUGAUACAGAACAAGUAGAGAUUGCAAAAGGUGUAAUUAAUAUGUUUUAUCGUUCAAUUAUCUGUUCUUAUAUUUUUGACUAUGUGCAGACAUCUCCUAUUUUUUAGGUUUAUGUGGAAAAGGGGAAAAGAAGGGAAAUAAAAGACAUAUGCGAUAAUUACAGACAAUUACAUGCUUAUAAUUUAUUCAGAUUAAAAAGCAUUGAGUGAUUUGUUUGUGUGUGCUUAUUAGGUUGUUCAUCAUUUUGUUAUUGAGUUUUUUUUUAUCGUUUUUUGUUUCCUGCAAUUUUCUUCUUUCUUCCUUCUGUCCUUUCUUCAUACAUUUAGUCAUUCAGUCAUCCUGAUUCAUUUUUUUAUUUAUUCAGGCAUCAUUCAGUCAUUUUGAACUAUAUCCUCUUCAAUUAAUCAUUGGGUUUUAUUUUCUAACAGGCGCAGAAAUGUUUGUUAUUUCAAUCUAGCUUCAGUUUUUCCCUGUUGCUUUGGUCUAUUCACUCCUUUAAGUUACCAGUAUGUUAAUUUCAAGAAAACUAAUUUUGCGUGAAAAAGACAUGCCUCCGUCACUCUAAUGCAAUUCCUGUAAUGUUCGUGUAUUGUUGCAUUAUUGUACUAUUUUUUAUCCUGACCUUGCCUUAAAAAAACUGGACUAUCUGUAACCAUCAAUAUAACAAGACAACUAUUGAUUAAGAGCAUUCUCCUCCGUAACCUGCCAAUAAAAUUCAAUUUUGGCUCCUUUGCAGUUAGGGAGCCUAGAUGUGACAAUGAGGGUAUGCAGUGUGUUCCAACUAGCUGUAAUGACAGGCCGGAUGAGCCUGUGGUGAGUCAGGUAAAAACCCGAAUUAUAUAAUCAUAGUCUAUGAAGCGUGGGAAACUUGAAAACUAUAGAAAGUAAAAUAUGGAAAUUUACUGCUUUCUUUUUUAAAUUUUAUUUUCCUUUAAACCAUUAGAGUCAAGAUGAUUCUCAACUAUCAAAUACAGGAAGCCAAGCAAAGCAAAAAAGAAAACUAGCAAAGCCCAGAAAAAUCAGAAAACGUAAAGGGAUCGACCAAGGACAAAAUACCAUUACACUGACAGAGGUAAUUUUGGUUUAUGUUGUUCAACCUGUAUAUGGAAACCGGAAUAUCAAUGUCUUUCGUUGAAAAACUAUUAGAAUGGAAGGGUGAAGGGAGCUAUGCGGAUGCAGGAUGUUCUGAAAUCUUUAAAAAACGUGAAUAACCAAACGAGAGACUGCUUGGUUUGGUUACAGUUUGCUUCCGAAAAUGGCUUUGAAUCCAGUGAGGUAGGGAAAACGUGGAAAGGAACUUGAUAAAAAAGCUUAACUCAUUUAGGAUAAGCCUUAGAAAUAAGACUUUUCGUAAUACUCUUUUGUUGAUAUUACAGAACUCUGAACUCCUUACUGACCUCCAGGGUACAGACAAACAGGGAACUUGGGCUCAGUGCAGCAUUCCAAGUUGUGGUAAAUGGAGAUUUCUUCAGAGCAAUGUUGACCCAAACGAGCUGCCCGAAAGAUGGGUGUGUGCAAUGAACGAAAGUAAGGCACUCUUGGUUUGCUAAUUUUUAGAAAGUACUUCUUGUUUGUCUGUUAAACUUGCUUCAAACCAUCUGUCGAUGUACUAUUUCCUGGCAUAAUCAUUUUCUCUUAGAGGGAAGGCCUCUCUGAACUUUUGAGGAUAGUCUGCUGAUCAACUAUGAUUGUUAAAAUUAAUUCAAACUUGUUUUCCGAUUGGGCGAGAGUUUUGAGUGCUAUCCCAUAGAGCACAACUCCCUGGAGCACACAAAACUCACUUACAUGUGAUCAGGUCAUGUACACUAAAGUUGUGGAAAAUCUAUGUACUUAGUCGCGUAAAUUACAUAAUUUUUUGGCAGUCACAAUGCACGGCGAAAAAUUCGGUUUAAGUGGAGUUCGGAGUUAUAACAUCAAAUCUAAUGACUGUUCUAAAACCUCUGUUUCCCUCUUCUUCGCCUUUAGAAAAGUUGUUUAGAAUGUAGGGUCCGUUCUAAAUCUAAAAAGCAACCACGUGGUCUCAAUUUCUUCCCCUUAGAUGAGAAAUAUAAUGAGUGUAGUGCAUCGCAAGAAACAUUCGACAGCCAAGAAGGCAACUUAGACGUGAUGUACACACCUUACCCGAGUGGCGCAAUCGUGUGGGCCAAGAUGGUUGGUUAUCCCUGGUAAUUCGCCUUUCCUUUUUCUCGUAAUACGCUAUUAAGAAAACGGCUUAAAUUAACAAUUCAAACUUUUCACGUACAGAUUUUGGCAACCACUUCAAGUUUCACAUAUAGGACAGUAGAAGGCUCUUGUGUAGGAUCAGACUUGUUUGAUUUUGUAUUCACAGAAAUCUAGUCAAUGAAAAAAGACAAAUAUUUUGUUGCUCAGUGAAACACACACAAAAACGUCUCGUUACGUUCAUCAGUUAAGCCAUUCAGUCUGCAGAAAAAUUUCAACUUACAGACAAUCCAGAGGAUGUUUACGUAAUGAAACAGGGACAAGUUUUGCAGAACACUGAGAUUUCUCCUCCCUCAUACUCACCGUGCUUUUAAAAAAGUGAGACCUCCUUGGGAUUACUAAGAGUGGGCUUAAUUUACAAUAGGUCAUUUUAUUACAUCCAUUAUCAUAAGCGGUCAUUCAAAUAAAAUUGCCCACUAUAUUCAUCAUUGGUAGACAUACCAAAGGGAUUACGUAUUCCUUUAUGUAAAUGCUAUGAAUUACAUUUAUGUAUAGUCGGUGUUUGCGGAAAAGGGAGCGAAACGAACGGUUUUGGGUGGGUGGGGCGAUUUCAAACUCUUUUCAUUAGACUGCUUUUGAAAAAGGAGCAAGUCUCUAAUAACCGAUCUGUCAGUAAACCUAAAGUGAUCUUCACCCGUAAUUAGAAACAGGUAAAACAAACAAUCUACUUGGUAAGUCCUGAAGACAGUCAGGUAUUUGUCUGUGGGAGAUUUCUGUUGUGAUUGCAAAUUUAAAUUAAGGGUGGCAAUAACAGUCUCAGUAUAAUUCCCUUUCAUUGCCAGGUGGCCAGCAAUGAUGGAGGACGACCCAGAUUAUGGUUACUACUGUGAAACGGGUGAAGACAAUGUCACACCGGUAAAUGCGCGCCAAACGUCGGGAAUUAAUAGCAAGCAAUGUCUGUUACCCUAACUCAGUAGAUAUAGAAGAGCCCUUACUGAAUUGAAUAGCAACUGCUACAGUCAUGCCUUCAAUAUAUUAUUAUUGUACAUCAUAAUUCUACUGAUAUUGUAGUCACAAUCCGCCUUCUCAUUGGCUAAGAGCCUACACUUAACUUUGGAAAUCAGCGCAACUUAAAAACAACAAAAUUUUGUCGCGAAUAAGUGAAUAAUCUCUAGGUUGAGUUAAGUGCAUGAUUUCCAACAGUCAUGUGAAGUUAUAUCAUUUCUACUCUUUAAUUUGUUUUGGAAAAUAUUUAACUUUGUUCCUUGUGACAGUGCUUCGUCAUUAUUCCCUUUGCAAAAGAUGUAUAAUAAAACAGCUACCAGGCAACGUUUUUGAGAUUUUCCGAAUAAUCCGGAUACAGUGCUACGGGGGUACUCCAGAGGCGCGGAAGUGACUCUCACAACCAAAUAAGUACUAGGUUAUAUACUUUAUUUCUGAGUGACUUACUCUUUCACUUUACAAUUCUUCAACUUCCUUAGCAACGUCCUUAUUCAAGUUAUCCUUUUUCUUGGCAGUUCUCUUGCUUACUCUUUUUCUAUAACUGCUUACACCUUCUUCUAAAAGCUUACUUUUCAACAGGUCUCUAUUUAUUUGUUUGGUUGUCCAUAAUAUGUUUACGUUAAUAAUAAUGCGUAGGAUAUAUUUACGUUCUAAUUAGCAUACGAUUACUUCGUAACCUAAAAUUUCUUUGAAAAGCUUUUCUUCAGUUCUGGAGCAGGAUAACUACUAAGGAAAACUAACUAAGUAAAGUUCAGUAAAAGAAACACACUUUUACACAGUUACUUUAAAGUUGUUGGACCUUUUAAAGGUAAAACUCAAAGACACAAACUUCGCUAAUGGUAAACAAAGAACAACUCCCAUAUUUAUAAAUGUGGAAACAAGAUAAAUAGAUGGGACAAAACUUCCUACCUUUAAUUAAUCAAUACCUAAAAAACGGAAAACUUUGUCAACAAACACUAGCCUUAAAACGCAAGUUUCCUUCGUAAAUUACUAAAAGUGUCCAUUAAAAGAUAAGUAUUUUCCGAGGGACAUCAAGUCAGAAGACAUGAUGUCCCAUUCUCAAAAACCUUAUUUACUCACGAACACACGAAAUGAGAAAGUCUUAACUUAGUUACAGUCCUAAAGUCUUGGAAUGCAGAAAGAGUGAUUUAGAGGUACAUGGGGGUAUAGAUGGGAGUUACCCUUGGUUAGUAACCAACUAAAGAAUGACGUACAUGUUCUGAUUCUGUGCGUGAUGCAGGGAAGCACACUUUUUAAUAUUUAUUCUUCUAAAUAAAGAGUUCAUUAGCAAAUGUGUUUUAUAUCUUAUUUCACACUCAUAAUGAACAAUUAAAAUGUUCCAGAACCUAAAAAGCUUCCUACAACAAUAUAUGUCAAUAUUCAUUUCAACUUGAUCAGAUAAAAUUUGUCAGCAAUCACUCAAGAUCACUUUUCAUACUUCACCUCUUUAUAUUUUAAAUGUUGUUUAUUAGUAUUAUGUUUGACUUAUUCCGUAAAGGAUACAUUUGGCUAAAUCGGGUUAAAUAUCGGUUUCACUUUAAAAAUCAUCGGAAAGAUAUAUAGGACUUCCAUUAGGUUAUAAUAUUUUUCAUAAAUCAGGGAGAUAAGUCCCGUGACAACAGUAUAUUUUGACAUCAUCUAUUAAUUGUGAACUAUCUGAUUUCAGGAGAUGUACCACGUGGUAUUUUUCGAUAAAGAAGUUUCGCGAACUUGGGUGAAUGCCGUUUGUAUCCGUAACUUUUCCUGUGAUGACGACCCAGAGGACAUGGGGAAGGUCAGUUUAGCGACUACACUCAGUACAAGUGUUCUCUUGUAAUGUGGUUUAAUUAGUGUUUCGGAGAAAUCCGCUCGUCAAAUUGUAUUAUAAUAUGAGGGUUGAAAUAACUUAAGUAGUGGACAGAAAAUUGUGAUAUAUGCAAUUCUGUUGUCAUAAUUAUAUUAUGUUAGCAACAUCAUUCUGCAAAUAAAGCAUUUUCUCAAAGACGCCAUAGACGUCUCUUGUUUUCGCCAUGAUUUGCCAGCUAGAACUAUUAAUUAUUAACAUAGCAACAUAUACCCCCUCCAACUAUUAGAAGGAAGUUAGGGGACAGCUCUGAACUUAACUUAAGGCGUCCCAAAGCAACUCUCUCAGGUUGGUGCCGGAUUCAGUUGCUCUCGCAAGAAAAGUAUCUUUCAGGCGGUCGGAUUUGCGAAUUAUUUCGUACUUUCUCUAUAUCUAAAUACUUUGAAAUCCAGGUUACAUUUAAAGGGAAGACUUACAGAAGACAGCUCACCGCAGCUACCCUGGCAGCACGGAGGGCAGCACAGUUGCCUCUUCAGGUACCAUGCUAUGCAAAUACCUUUUUGUAAUGAAACUCGUUUGUCUCACCAAACCGAGUGACUUUGUCAUAGAUCGUAACCAGGUAAUGCUGGUUUUCAUCAGAUGAUGCGGAGUCACGGUAUCAAAACUGUGACUAGUGAGCAGGAGUUCAUUGAACAGUGCUCCAAUCUGUGACCGUUUUGGGUGAGUAGAAAAAAAAUGGCGACUAAAAUUGCAGUAAAAGUCGCCAUUUUGGAGGCCUAUGUUCAGCGAUCAUAUGCCAAAUUCCCGAGAUUUUGCGAGAUGCGUUUUCCUAGUAGUUAGUGUUUUUGGUCUUUUUAAGUUAAAGUGAGACAGACAUUUGAAUUAAAUAUCAUUUAUGCUCUGUUUUCUUUAUAAUUUGCCUAAUUUCACCCUAGUUCUGUGGGUAUUAAGCCUUGAGAUGUCGCGUGUACCUUUGCCCAAAUUCGAUUGCGAUUGUUCGGCAGCCAUUUUGAUUCUUUCAAACCUUCAUGUAGUGUAGCACAAAAAAUAUUUUAUGUCUGGCGACCAUUUUAUAAUUUUAGGUUGCCAAAAGGCGACUUUGAAAAAAGCUGGGUUAGGAGCACUGUCAUACAUUUGCCAAAUGGCUGGUGUGCUUCUCAAUUGUUAAAAAUUAUUUUAGUAUGUCUUUUUUAAUAGCCACAACAUGACAUAACUCCUAGGGAGUCAGGAGACAGGUGCGUCAAAGAAAACUUCGUUCCCGGGCUUAGCAAAAUUGAUUCUUCUCAUCAUAUAUACCAACUCUUUGGUUCUGCUCUGAUUGGCAGAUACCACCCUGUCAUAAGGUCCCCAAUUUUUAAAGAUAACUAACUAUUACUUCUUUCUUUCUCUUCAAAUAAAAAAAGCUAUUUUCAUUUACAGCGUCGGCUUGCAGAAUAUGGCUUUGCAGCACGCUACAAAGGACCUAUUGGUAGAAAGGCAGUUGAAGAGAGUAAACGGUCGAUCAGUCUAGAGAGAGGAGAACUUAGUGAUUCGGGUAGGAAAAGGAAAUGGGUGGAAUUAAAUGGUGAUGAUUAAAACAGUAUUUGUUGGUCUAUGCAUUUGAAUUAGAUGACAUUUCCAGUGAUCUGAUAGUACUUUCCUGGCGUUGUUCACUUCUUUCUAGAGACAGGAAUAGGGCAGACAAAAUCUUGGGGUAGUAAAAUUGGUUUCCAUGCAUUACCCUGAAAGAUAAAGUUUGACACCUUAUGCCUUUUGUUUGUAUGGACUUGUUUUGUAAAGAUUCUCAUGAUCACGAGAGGAUAAAAGACCUCUAUCCUCACUUGUGGCAAUAAAUGCUAAGUAAUAAUGUUUCUUUUUUAAGGGGUAUAGAAAAAAUUACUACAAAUGUUUCCAGAAGAAUGUUUGAAUUCUGGGUUUUCAUGACUAACGAAGUAAAGUUGAAUGUUUUAUUUUACAGUUACAGAUUCAUCAAGUCAGGAGUUCAGUAGCAGCGGAAACAGUUUCAUCAGUGAAAACAGUUAUAGCAGUCCAGAUGAACCUAAAAGAUUGAAACCAAAAACCCCACUCAAGUCCAAAACACGCAAAGAAAAGACAGCUAAAACACCGAUCAAGAGUGAGAAAAAGAAAAUGCAACAAACUAANAAAAAAGCUAUUUUCAUUUACAGCGUCGGCUUGCAGAAUAUGGCUUUGCAGCACGCUACAAAGGACCUAUUGGUAGAAAGGCAGUUGAAGAGAGUAAACGGUCGAUCAGUCUAGAGAGAGGAGAACUUAGUGAUUCGGGUAGGAAAAGGAAAUGGGUGGAAUUAAAUGGUGAUGAUUAAAACAGUAUUUGUUGGUCUAUGCAUUUGAAUUAGAUGACAUUUCCAGUGAUCUGAUAGUACUUUCCUGGCGUUGUUCACUUCUUUCUAGAGACAGGAAUAGGGCAGACAAAAUCUUGGGGUAGUAAAAUUGGUUUCCAUGCAUUACCCUGAAAGAUAAAGUUUGACACCUUAUGCCUUUUGUUUGUAUGGACUUGUUUUGUAAAGAUUCUCAUGAUCACGAGAGGAUAAAAGACCUCUAUCCUCACUUGUGGCAAUAAAUGCUAAGUAAUAAUGUUUCUUUUUUAAGGGGUAUAGAAAAAAUUACUACAAAUGUUUCCAGAAGAAUGUUUGAAUUCUGGGUUUUCAUGACUAACGAAGUAAAGUUGAAUGUUUUAUUUUACAGUUACAGAUUCAUCAAGUCAGGAGUUCAGUAGCAGCGGAAACAGUUUCAUCAGUGAAAACAGUUAUAGCAGUCCAGAUGAACCUAAAAGAUUGAAACCAAAAACCCCACUCAAGUCCAAAACACGCAAAGAAAAGACAGCUAAAACACCGAUCAAGAGUGAGAAAAAGAAAAUGCAACAAACUAAACCAGCCGAUUCUGCUGGCAGAAAGGAAAAGGCAGGGAAGAAGGAAGCGAAGAAAGCCAUCGCGGACGCCUCUAUAACAACUAAUGGAAGUAAAGGUACAUUAACUUAUAUUUGUGAAUUUAAGGAAAUUGUUGGAAAUUAUAGUUAGAUCGUAUCACAUGUAAUAACAAAAAAAAAACCUAGAAACGAUUUAACAAUUAAAAUAUCCUCGACAGACAAUGCUGGACUGAAGGCUUCUUUACACCAUGAAAAUUAUAUCUAGUAACUUGAUUUUUAAGAAGAUAAGGUAUGGGUAACACUGCAAUGCUGAAAGUACAGUGCUCUUUCAAAACCGAAUGUUUAGUAAAGGAAUUUUGACCCUGUCAUAAGUUCUCAGUUAUUCUAGGAUUCCCCGUGCCCACCAACACAGAAAAACCAAAGUGUGACCUAGCCUUACAUUCACUUGGAAAGUCUAAGUCAGUAACUUCUCCAGCACUGUACUAAAGAGUAGCAUAGAUACACGUUAGCACGUUCACUAAUGUUUGCGUCGCUUAUUUUUUUUAUUUCUCGUAGAAUUAGCACCUCAAAGUAGUAGUACAAGUACGAAUAUCGAGAUGCAAACGGAUACUGAACAACCUACGGAGGGAGAUCAAGGCAAGAAUAAAAACACAGAAAUGCUGCUCAGUAAUCACAGUGAGGCCCCUGUUCCCAAUACUUUGAACAGUAAGAUAUAUUCUGAGGACACCAUAUGUGAGAAUGAAAGGAGUACGACUAAACCAAGUGCCAAGAAGUUGGUUGAAUCAGACAGUUUAAAAGCAAAACUUGUUAAAAAGAGGAAGAAGUCUGAUGAAGUGCGAGGUAGAAAGAAUGCUAAGAAAAGCAAGGAGGAUAACUCUAAUAUCAGCGUUUUGGAAAAUUCUGUUAAAAUCAAACAACAUGAAAAGGCAGAUGCCAACGUCAUGACUUUAAACACUUUACUGAAAACACAAAAGAAGCGAACAGCGUGUGAGGAAAGUAAUCAGAAGAAGAAAAAAGUUGCUGCGAAGAUAGAAAAAGAUCCUCCUGACAUUGCUGUGCGGGAGGAGGUGAAACGGGAUAAUUCCGUUUCACCUAGCACGUCUAAUCUUGCCGAUUCCAUAGAAAACCAACGAGAGGGAGCCGUUAGUAAAACCAAAGAACGGGAUAGGCCUACUGGAGAUGGCACCAAAGCUGAAGGUCCAUGUCCUGAAAGCGGGGGAAAUGGAGUAGAUAAGGAAAAAGAUUCUGGAAGUCACAAGAAUAGGACAAAUAAAAAUGAAAAGAAGAAAACAGCGGGAAGUUCCGAAAAAGGGAACGAAGGACUGGAGUCAGGAAAAGGUAGUGAAGAAUUAACCUCGAGUUCAGAAGGGUCUGGCCAAAAAGAAACAUCUGGAGACGGUUUGCACCCAGAAAGCCAUCCACAACCCCAGAACUCAGGCUUUACUCUUAAAAGAUCUUCUGCCAAUACAGAUGUGCGAGUAUCCUUGACUGAAAAAGUUACUCAAAAGAAGCCUUUACCGAAGUUAGUUAAAGCUUUUAAGCCUCCUAUAGCGAAGGAAGGCAAAGGACCUAAAAUGCCUAAACUUUUGAAACCCCAGUUUGUUAGCCCAGCGCUUGCCGUAAAAAAAGGCGAUAAAAACGAUCUUCGUAAGGAGGGAAGUGAACCAAAAGCAGAGUCAAACACUGAAACGAAACCACUUGGAACCACAAAAGGAAUGAAAUUAAAGAGCAAAUCCCCACAGACAAUGGUUCAUUCUCAGAGUGAAAAGUCAAAGGAAUCUGAACGUCAUCAAGCUACAGACAUCUUACCAGGUUAG
Molecule: messenger RNA, 25171 nt
Organism: Porites evermanni
Lineage: Eukaryota; Metazoa; Cnidaria; Anthozoa; Scleractinia; Poritidae
Source: the annotation of a GenBank genome assembly